Propithecus coquereli (Coquerel's sifaka) is the source of this 1565-nucleotide messenger RNA. It is a transcript of the gene GRAP2, whose product is annotated as GRB2-related adaptor protein 2. The transcript has 7 exons. The coding region runs from base 290 to 1270 and encodes 326 amino acids. Gene Ontology annotation, cellular component: ESCRT-0 complex. Gene Ontology annotation, molecular function: protein binding. The record is from RefSeq and is a predicted model, not a curated record. Gene Ontology annotation, biological process: protein transport to vacuole involved in ubiquitin-dependent protein catabolic process via the multivesicular body sorting pathway. NCBI's taxonomy places the organism in Eukaryota, Metazoa, Chordata, Mammalia, Primates, Indriidae.
GAUGAAAGGAGAGGGGAAAGGCUGUCGCUGGCUUUCACUUCCUGCUCCUGGCAUUCGGGGAUUUAGAGAAUGAUCCUGGGACCCAGAUCCUAAGGAUUCCAGCAGCUCUUCCGGCAAACACAAGCCCUCUCUUUGCGCCCGAGUCUUGCUCUCUGGCCUGGAGACACUCAUCCGACCACUCUCCUAUGAGCUGCUCAGACUGCGAGGCAGCACCGUGGGCUCUGCUGCCCUCCUCCUGGCAGACAGGCACAAUGACCACAUUAUUUCUCUUCCAGCUUCACGUGACAACAUGGAAGCUGUCGCCAAGUUUGAUUUCACUGCCUCAGGUGAGGACGAACUGAGCUUUUACACCGGAGAUGUUCUGAAGAUUUUAAGUAACCAAGAGGAGUGGUUCAAGGCGGAGCUCGGGAGCCAAGAAGGAUAUGUGCCUAAGAAUUUCAUAGACAUCCAGUUUCCUGAAUGGUUUCACGAAGGCCUCUCGCGACACCAGGCAGAGAACUUACUCAUGGGCAAGGAGGUUGGUUUCUUCAUCAUCCGGGCCAGCCAGAGCUCCCCAGGGGACUUCUCCAUCUCAGUCAGGCACGAGGAUGACGUUCAGCACUUCAAGGUCAUGCGAGACAACAAGGGUAAUUACUUCCUGUGGACUGAGAAGUUCCCAUCCCUAAAUAAGCUGGUGGACUACUACAGGACGACGUCCAUCUCCAAACAGAAGCAGAUAUUCCUAAGGGACAGAACCCGAGAAGAUCAGGGUCGCCGAGGCAACAGCCUGGACCGGAGGUCCCAGGGAGGCCCCCACCUCAGUGGGGCUGUGGGAGAGGAAAUGCGGCCCGCCAUGAACCGGAAGCUCUCGGACCACCCGCCGGCCCUCGCCUCGCAGCCCCAGCAGCCCCAGCAGGCGCCCCUACAGUACGCCCUGGCGCUGCAGCCGCCGCAGCAGCGCUACCUGCAGCAUCCCCACUUUCACCAGGAGCGCCGAGGAGGCAGCCUCGACAUAAACGACGGGCACUGUGGCACCAGCCUGGGCAGCGAAAUGAACGCGGCCCUCAUGCAUCGCAGGCACACAGACCCGGUGCAGCUGCAAGCAGCAGGGCGAGUGCGGUGGGCCCGGGCACUGUACGACUUCGAGGCCCUCGAGGACGACGAGCUGGGAUUCCACAGCGGAGAGGUGGUCGAGGUCCUGGAUAGCUCCAACCCCUCCUGGUGGACCGGCCGACUGCACAACAAACUGGGCCUCUUCCCUGCCAACUACGUGGCACCCAUGACGCGAUGAACCCUUCCGGGGGUGGGGGGCCAGAGGCUUUUCGUCUGAAGCUUCCCACAAGAGAGCGGACAAGGAAAAAAGGCUGGACUGCAUGACUACAUAUACAUACGUAUACCUAUGUAUGCCUAUGUACACACACAAUGUUUUAUAAUAGUAAUUUAUUGGCAACUGGGUUGGCUAAUUAGUUGGUAUGAACAGGAGCUUGGGUGGAGAAUGAUAUUCAUACUUGUCUGUCUAUUCCCCUCCGGGGUGUGCGGAAGGCCGGAGUGGGGGGUACAGGGAAAUGAAAUGGAACUUCCUCCUG